Messenger RNA from Prunus avium (sweet cherry), 426 nucleotides. Lineage: Eukaryota; Viridiplantae; Streptophyta; Magnoliopsida; Rosales; Rosaceae. The record is from RefSeq and is a predicted model, not a curated record.
AUGGGACUGCUCGCCUGGACCACCGACAAUGAUGUGCUGGAGAGGGCCUUUUCUCCGUUCGGUGAGAUCAUCGAAUUGAAGGGCCGUUUGACGCAGAUCAUCAACGACCGUGAGACCGGGAGAUCCAGGGGCUUCAGCUUCGGCUUCAUCACCUUCAGCAACGAGAAGGCCAUGAGGGACGCGAUCGAAGGCAUGAACGACCAGAACCUCGACGGUCGUAACAUCACCAUCAACGAGGCCCAGUCUUGUGGAAGCAGCGGUGGUGGUAACGGAGACAGGGGAGGAUAUCGUGGAGGUGGUGGUGGUGAUGAAUGUGGAGUUGGUGGUUAUGGUAGUGGUGGUGGGGACGGUGGUUGUGGAGGUGGUGGUGGUGGUGGUGUUGGUUUUGGAGGUGGUGGUGGAUGUGGAGGUUUUGGAGGAGGAGGA